Dioszegia hungarica is the source of this 1152-nucleotide messenger RNA. RefSeq lists its product as uncharacterized. The transcript has 4 exons. The record is from RefSeq and is a predicted model, not a curated record. NCBI's taxonomy places the organism in Eukaryota, Fungi, Basidiomycota, Tremellomycetes, Tremellales, Bulleribasidiaceae. The coding region runs from base 1 to 1152 and encodes 383 amino acids.
AUGGCGUCCAUGGCAGCUACCCUCGCCGCCUCGCUUCCGGCACCCGUUGUCGCCCAAAAACCAAAAGAGCAGAGCUCAUCCCAAUCCGCCAAAGUCCCACAGCGCAUGGAGGGCGUGUUGGAUGUGGAGGCUGCAAGGGAGGUCGAGAGCGUCAACCUCAACAGCUUGGCCCUGCUCAAGAUCAUGAAGCACUCGACGGAUAUUCUGCCUCCUCCGCCAUCAACGACCUAUCAGCAGGACAGGAAUGCUCCGCCAGCGACCAAGCUGUCGUCUCAUCCGGAUGCGGUCGGUGUGAUCUUGGGACUGGAUCUGGAGGGUGUGCUCGAGGUGGAGGACUGCUUUGCGCUGCCUGGCGGAGAGACAAAUCUUGGACCCAACUCCUACUCCACCCACCUCCUUUCUCACCUCUCGGACGUCUCCACCCCUUCCUCGCCUAUCGGUCUCUACCUCUCCACACACAAUGGCGGCUUCCUCACUCGGUCGACGAUCGACCUGCUGAACGCUGUCGAGAAGCUCAUGGGGCGCGGAAAGGCUGUGCUGUUGGUGCACGAUGCGAGCUCGAGUCGGGGUGAUGGCGGCGUCAGGGCAUAUCGGUUGACGGAGGGCGGGAGGGCUGCUGGGAAGGACGGCAAGUGGGAUGGGACAUCACUCACUGAACACCGCCUGACUUCGUCAAAUCUCCUCCAAUCCCUCCCUAUCACCACCUCCUCCCCACCUCUCCUCGCCGCCUUCCUCUCGACCCUCGUCUCCCCCUCGACCCCCUCGUCUUCCCUCAAAUCCCCAUCCACUCCCCUCCCCGCGGCCUUCCAGUCCCUCUCCAACCCCCUCCCUACCACCCUCCCCGCCUACCUCUCCGACACCCUCGACGCGCUCACACUCUACAACCACGAAGCCAACAAUGUCGCUUUCCUCUCGCGUCAAAUCGCGCGUGAAAAGACGCGCCACGAGGGUGCGAUUCGGGAGCGGGAAGAGGAGAAUCUGCGCCGAAAGAAGCAGGGGCUGGUCGAGUUGCCGUCGUUGCCGGCUGAGGCGAGGGGCGGGACAAAGGAGCCGAGCAGGCUCGAGUUGAUGUGUCUACAGGGACAGGUGGAGGGGUUGGCGCAUGGGAUGGGGAGCGAGGCGGGCGCGGGGCUGGUCAGGUGUUACCUCUAG